AUGCUGAACGCAAAGCAGCGCCGCAAGCUUUUGCGUGAGCAGCAACAGCAGCAGCAGAAGCAAGAAGAAGGCGUUUGUAUUGAGGAACAAAUUGAGAAGGAGACUAUAGAAACAUCAUCAGCAAUUGGAAAAGACGAGGAGAAGCUGAAUUCCAAGGAGCGCCGCCGAUUGGCGCGACAAGCAAAGCAGAAGCGUGAAGUUGGGACUGGAGAGGAGUUGACGACAGGAGGUUCGAGCGCACCGGUUGAUGAUAAACAGCCACUGAAUGCUCAGCAACGCCGUCUACUGAAUCGUCAGGAUAAGCGGAAGCAUGAGGGAGUGGAGAGUAUGAAGCCGGUACAGAAGAAGCGGAAGAAACAGACAAUGGAGGAAGACAAUGAUGCUUACAAGAGCAUUCACUUGACGCUGUUUGUGGGACAACUGCCAUUUUGUGCGACCGAGGAGAUGAUCCGAAAACACUUUGCAAAGGCAGGUGAUAUCAAGAUACGCAUGCGAACGGAUAAGAAGACAAAGAAGUUUAAGGGCACGGCAUUUAUUGAAGUAAAGGACAGUAAAGCAUUAGGUGCUGCUUUGUCACGUCAUCACACGUUGUUGCAGGGACGUCGUAUUAAUGUCGAACUAACUGCCAGUGGUGGAGGUAACAAGUCAGAGAACCGACGCAACAAGAUUGAUUUACUACGGAAGAAGCAGAGCAAUGUUCAGGUGGAAAAGACAAAGGCUUUGAUCCAGAAACAUAUUGACGGACCAGAGUAUCAGCUCAAGCAGGAGGACGUUGAUGAUCGAAUGAUUGACUUUCUAUCAUGGUUUGAUUAUGAAACGGCCAAGAACGCGCUGGAUGAGUACAAUCGCUGCGUCAGUGAUCGUGUGAAUAAUCGCAAAGCCUUUUUCAUGGGAAUUCUCAAGCGAUUUCGGCAAACCGACGGUGACGAGUAG
Peronospora belbahrii is the source of this 933-nucleotide messenger RNA. NCBI's taxonomy places the organism in Eukaryota, Oomycota, Peronosporomycetes, Peronosporales, Peronosporaceae. The record is from the annotation of a GenBank genome assembly.